AUGAGACUACUCAAUGCUCAUUCGCUCAAGCUGGAGCUCUUCCACGAUUCAGAUGUCCAGAAUAUUCAGUACGCCACGCUGUCACAUACGUGGGGGGAAGACGAGGUUAGCUUUGACAACAUGGAAGAUCCUGCGGCUGCGGAAAAGAAGUUGGGAUUCGCCAAGAUACGUUCAGCCUGCGAAACGACUGUCUCCUAUGGCCUGGACUACGUCUGGGUGGACACAUGCUGUAUAGACAAAUCAUCGAGUGCAGAGCUCUCCGAGGCUAUCAACUCCAUGUUUCGCUGGUAUAAGGACUCUGCUUUCUGCUUCGCAUAUCUUUCUGAUUUACCACCAAGCCAGACUGUUGACCAGUCUGCUCUUGAGGAGUGCAGAUGGUUCACUAGAGGGUGGACUUUGCAGGAGCUCAUCGCUCCCAAGGACUUGGUCUUUUUUGACCAAACCUGGAAUCGCAUCGGAACUAAAACUGGCCUCAAAUUCGAAGUUGAGAAUAUCACCGACAUUAACCACCAGAUACUGGAUGGAUCCCGCCCUCUUUCAUCCGUCGCGAUUGCGAAACGGAUGUCUUGGGCCUCCCAUCGGAAGACCACCCGUGUUGAAGACGAGGCCUAUUCUCUCCUGGGAAUUUUCGAUAUUAACAUGCCGAUGAUAUAUGGCGAGGGGCCCAGAGCCUUCACUCGGCUGCAAGAAGAAAUUCUGCGCACGACGACUGAUUUGUCCAUAUUCGCGUGGCGUGCCUUCGACAAUUUAAAUAGUUACCGAGGUAUAUUUGCAGAAUCUCCCAUCGAGUUUAUGCUCUGCGACACCAUCGAGCUCAGCCAAGAUCAAUUUCAAUUCCGUGACGAAAUUAGUCUUACAAAUAGAGGCAUCAAGAUCCACACAGCAGUAACUCGUAUAGGCCCUAACAUAUUCAUGCUGGAUCUACAUUGUUACGAUUUGAUGUCAGAAACAUCCUCGGAAAAUUUGAGUAUUUAUUUGGCGAGAGACUUGGGUACAUUUUAUAGACUGUUCCCUUGGCUUCUUUUCACAGGGCUACCGGUUGCGGCUGACGCCCCUGAGACGAUAUAUCUUGCCCGGACCAUGACUGACAAGAUCUUGAAAUCUCUCUCAGAAUCUAGGGAGUUACGGAUCAAUUUUAGUCUGGAUGAUGCCUUGGCGGGGCAUUGCACCGUCGAGAACAUACUGGCUGUUCCGGAAUUAUAUUGGGACCAGCGUCGACAAUGUUUUUCUCUUCCAGGAUUGUCUAAUCUCCUAGGCUUUGUACGUUUCUGUAUCGCUCCCGACGACACAGCACCAACGUCUGUGCUCCUGGUUUUCAAUCUGGCUUCUCAUCUUGAGUUACGUCUGGCUUUGUGCGAAGAAAAUCAGUUCCAAAGUGGUUGUGGGGAUAGGCAUUGGCAAAAAGCUAUCAACCCCUUUACUAACAUUGAGGACUACGGCAUUCUCGGGGAUCGCUUUAGUCUUAACGCUAUAUGUCCCGGAGAGAGGGAAGUUGGGAGCAGAUCGGCAACGAUUUCGUUACGCGACUUCCGUCUUCGGGCUGAUCUAGACGAGUCGAAUGCCCCGCACUUGAAAAUCAAUGUUCAUAUUGAGGUGCUUGGGACUCCUUGUGUUGACGCAACUGGUUGA
Molecule: messenger RNA, 1629 nt
Organism: Clonostachys rhizophaga
Lineage: Eukaryota; Fungi; Ascomycota; Sordariomycetes; Hypocreales; Bionectriaceae
Source: the annotation of a GenBank genome assembly